Molecule: messenger RNA, 996 nt
Organism: Pieris napi
Lineage: Eukaryota; Metazoa; Arthropoda; Insecta; Lepidoptera; Pieridae
Product: chymotrypsin-2-like
Exons: 5
Coding region: 246-971 (241 amino acids)
Biological process (GO): proteolysis
Molecular function (GO): serine-type endopeptidase activity
Source: RefSeq, a predicted model, not a curated record
GGUCAGUAGACCAGUCAGUCGCAGCGCCAAUGUCGGCGCCGCGACUGACUUUAACUGUUUACAUGAAGUAAGUAGUAGUGGUGCGUUUCUCACGAUGAGCACACGUGUGUGAAGUCAGUGGGAAAAAUGAAUUCGCGAAAACAACUGAAACGACGAUUUAAUUAUUUGUUGAAAAAUUUAUCAAUUUUGCUGUUGAAUGAGUUAAUAGAAAUGGUAGAAAAUUAGAUAACUAAAAAUAAACGACAAUGGGUCUGAAGCUUGGGAUUCAUUCGGCUGAUCCCAAAAUUGUGGGAGGGGAUGACGCACCAGAUGGCGCUAUAAAAUAUCAGGUGUCCCUCCAAAAUGUGGGUAGUCACUUUUGUGGUGGAUCCAUCAUAGAUAAAAAAUGGGUGGUCACGGCUGCUCAUUGUACAAUUGACCGUCCAACUAAAUCUUUCAAAGUUGCGGUGGGAAUCAAUAAACUGUCAGACAAGGGUACAGAAUAUACACCUGAUAAAGUGAUAAUCCACGAAAAGUUUGACAGGAAACUAUUUACAAAUGAUAUUAGCCUUGUGAAAAUAGAGCCUGGGAUAGAACUUAAUGAUAGAGUGAAUCCAGUGGGUUUGCCUACUACUAACACCGAUUCUGGAGCAACUUUGACAUUAACAGGAUGGGGCAGGAUAAGUAGCGAUGGUCCACUACCAAAUAAACUUCAGAUUGUUGAAGUAACUUCGAUAACAACUAAACAAUGCAAGAUGAAAUAUAAAUCUUUCAAACAGCCAAUUACGCCUUCACAUCUUUGCACACACGCGCCACCUCGAGAAGGAAGCUGUCAGGGAGAUUCUGGCGGUCCUUUAGUAACUAAUGGAACUCUUGCUGCCCUGGUUUCCUGGGGGACAAGAAGUUGUGGUCACAGCCAAGUUCAUCCCGAUGUCAACACUAGAGUCUACUCUUUCGUAGAUUGGAUAAAAGAUACGAUGAGCAAGAAUUGAAAUGAAUAAAUAUUUGCAUUGAGUA